Molecule: messenger RNA, 441 nt
Organism: Echinococcus granulosus
Lineage: Eukaryota; Metazoa; Platyhelminthes; Cestoda; Cyclophyllidea; Taeniidae
Product: calcium-binding protein
Exons: 3
Coding region: 1-441 (146 amino acids)
Molecular function (GO): calcium ion binding
Source: RefSeq, a predicted model, not a curated record
AUGACUCUUUCAAAGGCUGAGAGGCAGGCAUUGUUGUCAAAGUUCUACAAUAUGGACACAGAUAGAAAUGGCAUAUUAAGUAGAUCGGAGAUUGAGAAGUGUCUCGAGGACUCGAACCUGCCUAAAAGUGUUGCUGCAGAAUUUCUCAAUCUUUUUGAUGCUGAUGGUGACGGGAGAGUCACACUGGACGAGUACGAACGUGCGCUUGGACUAAAGGAAAUUCCCGAAACCACGAUUAAUGACUGGAAGCAAACCUUUGCACAGAUGGAUGUGGAUAAUUCCGGUUUCCUGACAGUAUCGGAGAUCCAUGAUGGCCUUUCGCAGAUCGGUGUGAACAUCUCCAAAGCCGAUAUUUCAGAUUUUAUUAAAACUGUUGACGAUAAUGGGGAUGGAGUGCUAACUGUUGACGAAUUCACAGCUCUGAUGCGUCUAAAUACUUAA